ACGGUAGGAGCUGAGGCAGGAUUGCUUCAAAUUCCGUUCGUAAAGCAACGUUAGUUUCAUUUGAAAGCGCUACUGAACACGAACGACGGACGAUUCGUGAUGUAUUUUUGGAGUUUUGGCUCUUAAUGCCGUAUACGAACAGUUCAAAUCUCCCGUGCUUUGGUGUCACCAGUGCAGUGCCGAAGUCUUCAGUGAUGGGUUAGCUUGUGCGGCUCUUCUAAGUAAAGUGAUGCGAUAUGUUCGUGGAAGUCAUUCGGUGGUCAGGAUUUCUUCAAAUAGUUAUGAUUGUUUUCAAUUGCAAUCUUAGUGUUUCUGCUCCUUAUAGGGAAUCUUCGAAUAGUAAUAUUCCAAUGAAGGUGAUUUGGGGUGUACCUGCAAAAGAUGUGGAAUUGCCGUGCGAUGUUACUCCUCCGCUUCCAUCCGAUUCUGUAACAAUGGUAUUUUGGUACAAAGAUGAAGGAACAAUGGCUAUGUAUAGCUUGGACGCCAGAGGUAUACCGUUGGAAAAGGCUUCUCAUCUGGCAGCCAGUCAAGACGUCGGCGCCAGGUCUUACUUCAUAGCCGAUCACCCAUCUAGAGCACGACUGAAAAUACAAAACGUCACACUCGAAGACGAAGGAGUGUUUCGUUGCCGCGUGGAUUUCCUCAACUCUCCAACAAGAAACUUCAAAGUCAACCUUACAUUAGUAGAGCUUUCGUCGACACCAAAGAUAUUCAGUGCCGAAGGUAAGCUGAUAAAAACGGAAGCCGGUCCGUUUCUGGAAGGUCAAGAACUUUUCCUCUCGUGCCAGGUGGAAGGAGGUCGACCAAGACCGUCUUUGACCUGGUGGUUCAACGGAUCGGUUCUGGACAACGUAGUCGAUACUAAAAAGGGAGCUUACACCACUGUCAAUCAACUUGUCAUAUCGAGACUACCUAGGGAGUACAAGGGCGGAAAGCUCGAAUGUAGAGCCUCUUCGAUGGACAUUGCGGAUGUGAUCAUUCGUGAAGUACCGCUAAUAAUAUAUCUGCGUCCAAAUAAAGUAAAAAUUGUGACACCAAACGAUUUGAUGUCAUCAGCAAAAACCCACACGUCCAAAUGCGAGACAUCUGGUUCUUAUCCACCGGCAAAGCUGACGUGGAUAUUGAAUGGAAGGACAAUAAAAAGUUCAGUGCUGACGGAGGAAGAGAACGAGGCCUUUUCGAGUAGUAUAGUGUCGUUGAGCGUUGAGGCCGAGGACGAUGGCACAGAGCUCGUCUGCAGGGCGGACAACCCUAGAUUCCCAGGAGGAUCUCUGGAAGACCGAAGGCAAAUACAUGUUGCAUAUUCUCCGAAAGUCGCUGUAAAGAUGCAUGGUGAUGUUACGUCAACUAUCAAAGAAGGCUCAAGCAUUGAUCUGUUAUGCAGUACAAAGUCUAAACCAGCUGCACAUAAUUACAAUUGGUAUUAUAAUGGUCACUUGGUGCGUUACAACCUGACUGCCGGUUUCCUCCCAGUGGACGACAAACUAACACUUAGGAAUAUUAAAAAGGCUGCUGCCGGAGAGUAUUCCUGUUCAGCGACGAAUACGGAGGGUGAAACCUAUAGCCCGCCUUUCCACCUGGGAGUGCAAUAUGCUCCCCGUUGUAAAGUUGGUUUCGAAGAAAUGCGAGUAGGAAUAAUGCAUGAUGAAGAGAUUAUAGUACACUGUCACGUGGAUGCUACACCGGAAGACGUGCGAUUCUCUUGGACAUAUAAUACGAGCAGGGGCGUGUUUCCUGUCCAAGCUGCAAAUAUUCAGAACAAGGGUACAAUGUCGACCCUUCACUUUACUACUAGGAACGUAGACAUUGAGUCGCUCUCUUGUUGGGCCUCUAACAUCGUAGGACGUCAAGAGGUUCCUUGCUUAUUCCACGUCGUUCCAGCUAAUAGACCUGAAUCACCAAGAAACUGUGUUUUGAAUAAUUCCACAGCUGGUUCUGUGGAAAUAGUGUGUUCAGCUGGAGCAGACGGUGGUUUAGCCCAAAGUUUCGUGCUUGAAGUAUCGGAUCUUACCGGCGUACAAAACGCUGAAAGUAUAAGUACGUUAAGUGAUCAAGCGGAAUAUGUAACGCCUCUCUUUCGAGUACUCGGAGAGGAGCCGAUUUUUAAACUACACAGUCUCCAACCUGGACGAAGUUAUCAAGCCGUCGUUUAUGCGCAGAAUGCGAAGGGGCGAUCAAAACCUCCUGUAAUCCUUUCGAACGUAAGGGUGGAUAACGUUUUGGAAAUAAUUAAUAGUGGGAUAGAUCGAGAUAAUCUUAAUUCAAAUGGAAUGGAAGAGGGGUUCCCCGUUAAGCAAAACAUUACGUUGUUAUUAAUCACUCUGGUUGCUUCAAUAUUUCUCCUAAUCAUAUGCAUUGUCUGCACAGCGAGUAUGUUAGCUUGUAAAAAGAAUAAUAACGUUGCACAAACGGUCGUUAUGAGACGACCGAGGAGGUGUAGUAAACCGAACGAGGAUUUGGAGCUGUCCGAGGCGGGAUUUGGAGAAGGAUUUCAUCGGAGAAGUGCUCAGUACAGGGCCAGCAUGUACGCGCAAGAAAUUGAUCAAGACUCCAGCGGUCAGAGGCAAACAGCUUUGGACGAUGACAAACCUACCACGCACAAUCCUUUAAGUCCGUCUGACACCGAAGAAAUCAAAAACGGGAGAUGCAAUUGCAAGUUGUUAAUGGAUCUUUUAGUCCAGACUUAAUUUUAACGCCAUCUUGUCUGCACCAAAGAGGAAACGAGUAUUAAUCAUUACAGUAGACUGUCUUAAAACAAUAUUUAUAACAGAUAAAUCAUAUUAAAUUAAAAUAGUCUCUCAUUCCAAAGUAAUCAAGUUUAGAACCUUUUUUUUAGUUAUUUUGCAAUAAAUAAAAUAGAUUUGUAAAUAUUGAAGCAUUUAGGAUUUAGACCAUUAUAUUUUCUAAUAUUCGAUUGUAUUAUAAUUAUUUCUCAUCAUAAAAUAUUUAAAAAAAAUUGGUGUCCCAAAAUUCCGUGGAUUUAAAGUCAUUUAUUUUUUGAAGUUUUUUAGAAAAUGUGUGUUGUUUCAACUUUAAAGAUAAAAAAAUUAAUUCCGUAUAACACAGAGAACUUGAUAAUUGUAAGACUUCUUCUUUCAUUGUAAAGAAUGUUCAAGUCUAAUUUCCAAGACGCCGCAUCUAAGAAGAAUAAGAUACGUUCAUAGAUGAAUCGACUAAGGAUCUAGUUUUCACCUGGAAAUCAGCGACAAGAUUUAAACUAUCCAAAGAUCAUAGAACCAGCAUAUGUUAGUUUCUACUAGUUUUCCAUUAAUGCCUUUUUGUGUCUGUAGACCUAAUAUGACUCGUUUAUCUCCAGGUUUACCUCAUUCUCCAAUCAUUGCCUGACAUUAGGUUGCUACUCAAAGUUCUUCUACCUAUUUCGGCUAUCUUCCAUUUGACACAUGUCCAAAAUUGCGUCGCUUAUAUCCGUUAUGUUGCUUAUAACAGUGCAUAGCAAUUUAUCAGAAAACCCUAUGUAGUGCUUAAACCAGUACACACUGCAAAACACAUUACUAAAACUAUUAAAUCAAAAUUUAAUUAUAUGCGUCAUCACGGUAUUCAUACAAAGUGAAUGUUGUUGAUGGGGAUUUUGUGUUGUUCCUAGGGGGUUAGUCCAGCUAUUUGAUUAACAAGUCUCUGUGAAGAGUCCGUUAACAUUUGGCAUACUUUUCUGGAAUAUGGACACUCUUCUGUAGGAUAUUUUAGUAUUUACAGUGUUUGUCGUUCAAUGUUGCAGUAUGGAAGUAGUAAUGUGGUGGAAAGUGGACAUCAACAUUCGUAGCCUUAUCCAGGUUGUAUUAAGAAGAACCGUCCAAAAGUUGCAUAUAAGCUCCAUUAUGUUACUUAUAAAGGAACCUAGCAGUUUAUUUGCCAACUCCUCUUUUUAGUCCUUGAACCAGUACGUUGAUGUUUUCUCGAAAACGUCUUGCCAAAUCAGUAACAACCCAUAUAUUAGCAACGUUUCCGCCGAUGUUGUUCUGGAUUCUCCAUUUCAUCUUAUUGAAACUCACUGCAAAACAUAUUACUAAAACUAUUAAACACAAAGGUAAUUAUAUGCGCCAACACAGUAUUCAUACAUAGUGAACGUUGUUGAUAGGGAUUUUGUGUUGUUCCUAGAUCAAAAUUUCUAUUGCAUGCAUGGCAGUGAGGUAGUUAAAGAUGAAGUUUUUUUUGGUACAUGUUCAGUUAUUUGUUAAGUCAGCUAUUUGAUUAACAAGUCUCUCUGAAGAGUCGCACCACUUCUUAACAACAUUUAUUACCAAGCAAGUAUUAUUUAUUCCAUUGUAAUUUCUGUUGUAAUGUUAAACUCCGAUAAUUUUGAGAGUGACGGAACUCCGUCGAAACUUUUGGGAUAGAUAAAUACUAUAAUGACUCUGUCGCAUGCGAACUCGACUUAAAUUUGAAGAAAUAAUUUCUGAUCAAACUAUAGGCGUUUACAGCUGAGGUGAUACCAUCGAUAUAAAAUUACUUAAUUUUCAUAAAUUAACUUUUUGUAUUUUUAAUUCAAUAUUGCAGUAUUGAAGUACCAGCCGAGUUCUGUUCACUACAAUCGGCCGUAAGCAAUGAAAAUCCUUCGAAUUCGUGUAGUUUAGUAUCAAUAUGGUGUGGAUGUAAAGCCUCAGCCGCAAGUCACCUCGGCUUACUUAUGAUACAUAUUUUUGAAAAUUGAGUUGCUUUAUGUUGAUACGAGAGCGAAGUAGCGCCUCGGCCGAAUGUGACCUCGGCUUAUUUAUGAUACAUAUUUUUGAAAAUUGAGUAGCUUUACAUGGAUAUGAGUACAAUGUAGAGCCUCGGCUGUAAGCGACCUCGGCUUAAUUAGGAUAUAAAUUAUUCGAAAUCGGGUAGUUUAGCGUCGAUACAACACAAUAUCAACAACACACAUUUAUUAACAACGUAUAAAUUUAAAAAUUAUUUUUAAGUUUUACUGUUAAUAGCCAAAUGUAGUAACUUGAUAUAUCCACUAGAUAUACUCCAUAUCCACGGAGUUUUUGGGACACUCAUUUUUGAAAACUUUCAUCAUAGAUACCUAUUUAGUUUUAUAUUAAUAAAUAAAUUAACUUCGAAGUAGAGUGAGAUGUGCCAUAUUGACAUAUAAAUCAGCAAAUCCUGUAUUUUCUCAACAAUAGUGUUUAAGUUGUACAUAUUAAAAUAAAAACAGAGUGGUUUUGCUAAUAAA
Onthophagus taurus is the source of this 5179-nucleotide messenger RNA. RefSeq names its product motor axon guidance molcule sidestep (gene side). Gene Ontology annotation, molecular function: protein binding. NCBI's taxonomy places the organism in Eukaryota, Metazoa, Arthropoda, Insecta, Coleoptera, Scarabaeidae. The record is from RefSeq and is a predicted model, not a curated record.